Sipha flava (yellow sugarcane aphid) is the source of this 1541-nucleotide messenger RNA. RefSeq names its product 26S proteasome non-ATPase regulatory subunit 11 (gene Rpn6). The record is from RefSeq and is a predicted model, not a curated record. The transcript has 2 exons. Bases 95 to 1471 code for a protein of 458 amino acids. Gene Ontology annotation, biological process: ubiquitin-dependent protein catabolic process. Gene Ontology annotation, cellular component: proteasome regulatory particle, lid subcomplex. NCBI's taxonomy places the organism in Eukaryota, Metazoa, Arthropoda, Insecta, Hemiptera, Aphididae. Gene Ontology annotation, molecular function: structural molecule activity.
GCGAGUUUCUAGCUGAAAAAAUGUCGGUCGCCUUUGACCGACCACCGUGGGUUCAGCACGUUGGUCACACUUAUCGUUUUGUAAAUCGCUUGUCAUGCUCUUCGCCUUGUCAGUUUCUUCCGUCUUGGUUUUUAUAGGUAUUUGUCUCAUAACAACAUUGUGCUCCAAUAUUCCUUCAGUCAACGUAUACGCAUCAACUGUUACCCUCAUAAGUAAAUCGCAGACUGUGCACACACCGAUCAAAAUGGCAGGGGCCACGAUGUUCGCGCAUCUCAACAAGCCGUCAGACUUUGCGAUGAAAAAACUCGAGACGGAACACGACAGGAUACUUGAACGUGAAGCUUUGAUUCUGUCGCAGGGAGAACUUUUAAAGAAAGAAGGUAAGGCCAAAGAAUUGGCUGCCCUAAUUAAAGAAACCCGACCUUUUUUGACGGAGAUCAGCAAGGCUAAGGCGGCCAAACUAGUGCGGUCACUGGUCGAUCUGUUUCUUGACCUCGAAGCUGGCAUCGGAAUAGAACUUCAACUGUGCAAGGAAUGCAUAGAAUGGGCCAAAGAAGAAAGACGUACGUUUCUCAGGCAGUCCUUGGAGUCCCGUUUGAUGGCCCUCUAUUUUGACUCUGGUAUGUUCAAAGAAGCUUUGCAACAUGGUGCUGUACUUCUGAAAGAACUGAAGAAAUUGGAUGACAAGAAUUUACUGGUCGACGUUUUGUUAUUAGAGAGCAAAGCUUAUCAUGCUUUAAAUAAUUUAUCCAAGGCCAGAGCUUCUUUGACUUCUGCUAGGACAACAGCAAACUCAAUUUAUUGUCCACCUAAAAUGCAAGCUUCUCUUGACUUGCAAUCAGGAAUCUUACAUGCAGCUGAUGAGCAAGAUUUCAAAACUGCCUAUUCUUAUUUCUAUGAAGCUUUUGAAGGCUUUGAUAGUGUGGACAGCACUUCUAAGGCACUAAAGGCAUUAAAGUACAUGCUUCUGUCUAAAAUAAUGUUGAACAAUGCAGAAGAUGUUCAACAGAUAGUAAGUGGCAAAUUAGCUUUAAAAUAUACUGGUCGGGAUGUAGAAGCAAUGAAGAGUAUAGCUAAGGCUAGUCAUAAAAGAUCUUUAGCUGAUUUCCAAUCUGGAUUAAAUGAAUAUAAAAAGGAAUUGGAAGAGGAUCCAAUUGUCAGAGCUCAUUUAGAUACCCUUUAUGGAAAUAUGUUGGAACAAAAUUUAUGUAGAAUCAUUGAACCAUAUUCAAGAGUACAAGUUGAAUAUGUUGCUAAGUCAAUCAAUUUACCAAUGGAGAAUGUUGAAAGAAAACUUUCGCAAAUGAUAUUAGACAAAAAAUUCCAUGGAAUCUUAGACCAGGGCGAAGGAAUUCUUAUAGUAUUUGAAGAAGCUGAAAUUGAUGAAACCUAUGAAUUAGUUUUAGAUAAUAUAACUAACAUGGGCAAAGUUGUAGAUACAUUGUAUCAGACUGCUAAAAAACUAACAUAAAAGGUGAAAAAAGGUGUUAUUAAUAUCUAUACAAAAUUUAAAUAAUUAUUAAUAAAAAUUUAUAUGCUAA